AUGUCCCGCCACCACCCCGACCUCGUCAUGUGCCGCAAGCAACCCGGCAUCUCCAUCGGCCGUCUCUGCGACAAAUGCGAUGGCAAAUGCCCCGUCUGCGAUUCCUACGUGCGCCCGACCACCCUCGUCCGCAUCUGCGACGAAUGCUCUUUCGGAAACUACCAGAAUAAGUGCAUUGUCUGCGGUGGCGAGGGAAUCAGCGAUGCCUUCUAUUGCUUCGAGUGUACGCGUCUGGAGAAGGAUCGGGAUGGGUGUCCGAAGAUUAUAAACUUGGGAAGUUCGAGGACGGAUUUGUUUUAUCAAAAAAAGAGUUUUCGGAAUCAAUGA
Aspergillus chevalieri is the source of this 327-nucleotide messenger RNA. Its product is annotated as PHF5 family protein. Gene Ontology annotation, biological process: mRNA splicing, via spliceosome. Lineage: Eukaryota; Fungi; Ascomycota; Eurotiomycetes; Eurotiales; Aspergillaceae. Gene Ontology annotation, cellular component: precatalytic spliceosome; catalytic step 2 spliceosome; U2 snRNP. The record is from RefSeq and is a predicted model, not a curated record. The coding region runs from base 1 to 327 and encodes 108 amino acids. The transcript has a single exon.